AUGGCUUCCCAGAGCCGCACCCUGCCCGUGCUCGUGGCCGCUGCCUGCUGCGCCGCCGUGCUGCGCAGCUUCUGGGCAGCGAGCCCGCCGACUUUCGUGGCGCCACAGCAGAGCGUCCACAUGGGCUGCCAGGCGCUGUCGGGCGGUGCUCUCGCCGCAGGACAAGUCCCGGCCAUCGUGAGCACCGUGCCAGCACGCCCAGGAGUCCCGGCACACUUCAAGGUGACUUUGGAGACGCCGGAUGGCACCUCGACCAUCGAGUGUCCGGAAGACGUGUACAUCCUGGAUCAGGCUGAGGAGGACGGAAUCGAGCUGCCUUACUCCUGCCGCGCUGGCUCUUGCUCCAGCUGCGCCGGCAAGGUCCUGUCGGGUGAAAUCGACCAGAGUGACCAGGCCUUCCUGGACGAUGACCAGAUGAGCGACGGCUUUUGCCUGACGUGCGUCACUUACGCGACUUCAGAUGUCACCAUCAAGACCCAUUGUGAGGAUGCUGAGGAGGACGGAAUCGAGCUGCCUUACUCCUGCCGCGCUGGCUCUUGCUCCAGCUGCGCCGGCAAGGUCCUGUCGGGUGAAAUCGACCAGAGUGACCAGGCCUUCCUGGACGAUGACCAGAUGAGCGACGGCUUUUGCCUGACGUGCGUCACUUACGCGACUUCAGAUGUUACCAUCAAGACCCAUUGUGAGGAUAGCCGCACCCUGCCCGUGCUCGUGGCCGCUGCCUGCUGCGCCGCCGUGCUGCGCAGCUUCUGGGCAGCGAGCUCGCCGACUUUCGUGGCGCCGCAGCAGAGCGUCCACAUGGGCUGCCAGGCGCUGUCGGGCGGUGCUCUCGCCGCAGGACAAGUCCCGGCCAUCGUGAGCACCGUGCCAGCACGCCCAGGAGUCCCGGCACACUUCAAGGUGACUUUGGAGACGCCGGAUGGCACCUCGACCAUCGAGUGUCCGGAAGACGUGACUUUGGAGACGCCGGAUGGCACCUCGACCAUCGAGUGUCCGGAAGACGUGUACAUCCUGGAUCAGGCUGAGGAGGACGGAAUCGAGCUGCCGUACUCCUGCCGCGCUGGCUCUUGCUCCAGCUGCGCCGGCAAGGUCCUGUCGGGCGACAUCGACCAGAGUGACCAGGCCUUCCUGGACGACGACCAGAUGAGCGACGGCUUUUGCCUGACGUGCGUCACUUACGCGACUUCAGAUGUCACAAUCAAGACCCACUGUGAGGAUGAGCUGUAG
This is a messenger RNA of Symbiodinium natans, 1224 nucleotides long. Lineage: Eukaryota; Dinophyceae; Suessiales; Symbiodiniaceae. The record is from the annotation of a GenBank genome assembly.